This is a messenger RNA of Talaromyces atroroseus, 1374 nucleotides long. RefSeq lists its product as hypothetical. The transcript has 2 exons. The coding region runs from base 1 to 1374 and encodes 457 amino acids. Lineage: Eukaryota; Fungi; Ascomycota; Eurotiomycetes; Eurotiales; Trichocomaceae. The record is from RefSeq and is a predicted model, not a curated record.
AUGACCAUUAUUCUAUACGAUGGACGGCGACGUCACACAAUUUCUCCUGCAGCUUCUCCUGAGUCGCAGAACCGAUGUACAAAUAUUGCUCCUCAGUCAACAUCGAACGCGUCACCGGAGCUCGCAGAAACAGGUUGGCUGACUGCUCUUCAUAUUCCAUUGAACCUGGACGAUGUAUUUUUACAGUAUACGCGUUCAAAGCUUUUCCAAGGCUCCAAUAGAGUGGAUGUUGUUCUGCCUGCCCAUGUGGAUAGAAGCCUAAUGACCAAGGCGUUUCUGGCGCUAUGCACCACAUUUUUUGGCCUAGAGCAUAAGGAAAAAGGCGUCAUCAGGCAGGGAUUUCAACGUUAUGGCCAUGCUUUAGAACAUAUCCACCGGGCACUCGAAGAUCCAGUUCGGUGUGCCUCCUUCGACCUUCUGGAGUCAAUUGCAGUUAUGUCGGUAUUCGAGUUUAUCAUAUCUGACGACUGGACUGGCUGGCUCAGCCAUUUGGUCGGCCUUGAGAAAUUGUUCUCUUUCCGUGGGCCGGAAUCAUUCAUUACAUUUCCAGAACUUUUAAUACUAGAAAAAUCACGGGUAUCGAUUAUUACAUCCUCCUUACUUGUGCGACGGCACACAAUCCUAUCAAAUCAAGAAUGGAAGGCUAUUCCGUGGACAUACUUCCCGGAAAGAAAAAACUCCAUGGAACUGCUUGUCGAUAUCCUUGCUGACUGUCCGGCGCUCUUCGCUGACCAAAUGCAACUGCUGUCCAAUCGAAAUUUGGCCAUAACGAAUCAGGUGGCGGCGGGGUUAAAACAUUUGCUAGGUCGGGCGUAUCGUCUCUUAGACCAACUUGAAAAAUGGAAGGAACAAUGGGAUUUGGAUAAUCCGGGAUACUGCCACGAAAUUCCUGCUCCAUUUCCGAGGCCGACCUCUUUUGGUUGGCAAGGCGAGAAAGACAUGGAAACGCCAAUUUGGACGACAAUACUUAACUAUGCAUCUGUAUAUCACGCCAACACGAUGGUAUUAUAUGAUGGAACCUUGAUCCUCCUUCUCAGAUACAUCCAAGGUAUUAUGAAUGAACUAAACAUCCUCGCAGCACCUACAGACCGCCAGUCCUUUGACCUUUGGGAAAGAUCAUACGCCGCUAGCCUGGCCAUAUGCCGCAGUGUGGAAUAUCACCUGCAGGGCAUGCGACGAGGGGUUGUCGACUUUCAUCUCAUGUUUCCGCUAAGAAUGGCAAAUCAGACUAUUGGGGACUCCAACCCCGCUAUUGGUCUUUGGAUUCAAGAUGUUUUGCAGCAAAUCCGAGACGGCCAAAGUAGCAGAUGGACCUUGGCCAAAUAUUUACUGGAGGUACAGACUGUCCCUGGUGCUUUACUGCAAGCGACUUGA